Silurus meridionalis is the source of this 2351-nucleotide messenger RNA. Its product is annotated as cytochrome P450 4A7-like. The transcript is spliced from 12 exons. The coding region runs from base 89 to 1654 and encodes 521 amino acids. NCBI's taxonomy places the organism in Eukaryota, Metazoa, Chordata, Actinopteri, Siluriformes, Siluridae. The record is from RefSeq and is a predicted model, not a curated record. Gene Ontology annotation, molecular function: oxidoreductase activity, acting on paired donors, with incorporation or reduction of molecular oxygen; heme binding; monooxygenase activity.
UCUCUCUCUCUCUCUCUCUCAUAUAUAUGUUUGGAGCUCACUCACAUUAACAACAGUAGAGUGUCUGUAGACUAAGACGGGGGUAAAGAUGGAGCUCCAGAGCUUUUUUUCUAAACUAACACAGUUAAACUUGGAAGGAUUUCGCUUCUAUCAUUUCUUUACAGUCGUGUGCGUAGUCUACAUUUCGUCAUUACUGAUUAAAUGGUCUGUAAAGAGAAAACGGUGGAUGAGAGCUUUACAGCAGUUUCCUGGGCCUCCUGGUCACUGGCUUCUUGGACACGUUACACAGUUUAAGCAGGAUGGAACAGAUUUGCAGAAGAUACCUGACUGGGGAGAGGAAUAUCCCUUUGCAUUUCCGAUGCAGUUUAGCCCAGACCGUAUAUAUCUUUUUGUCCAUCACCCAUCUUAUGUCAAGCCCAUUCUUGCAACAACAGGACCAAAGGAUGACUUUGCGUAUAGAUUUCUUAUUCCGUGGAUAGGAGAAGGUUUACUUGUUACUGCUGGACAGAAAUGGUUUCGCCACAGACGACUGCUCACACCAGGCUUUCAUUAUGAUAUCCUAAAGCCUUAUGUGAACCUAAUGACAGAUUCAGCCAAUCUUAUGCUGGACAAGUGGGAAGUAUAUGCAAGAACAGGACAGACCUUUGAACUUUUUGAGCAUGUUAGUCUGAUGACACUGGACAGCAUAAUGAAGUGUGCAUUUAGCUGCCAAAGCAGCUGUCAGACAGAGAGGUCCAACCCAUACAUAAAAGCAGUGUAUGAACUCUGUGACCUGGUGAAUCUACGGUUUCGUGUCUUUCCAUAUCAAAAUGACAUCAUCUUUCACAUGAGUCCACAUGGCUACAGAUACAGAAAAGCAUGCAACAUUGCACAUGACCAUACAGAUGAAGUCAUAAGACAGAGAAGAGAAAUUUUAAAUAAUAAGAGGAAACAUGGAGAUUCUAUGGAGAAGAGAUAUUUAGACUUCCUGGAUAUUCUAUUGUGUGCUCGUGAUGAGCAGCAACAGGGUUUGUCUGUUGAAGCCAUUCGUGAAGAGGUGGACACUUUUAUGUUUGAGGGUCAUGAUACUACUGCCAGUGGUAUCUCCUGGAUCUUCUACAGCAUGGCCUGCAAUCCUGAACAUCAGCAGAAGUGCAGAGAGGAGAUCCAAGAAGUGCUGAUGGGAAAGGAUACUUUCGAGUGGGAGGACCUCAGUAAAAUACCUUACACCACAAUGUGCAUUAAGGAAUCCCUGCGUAUGUACCCUCCUGUUCCAGGAAUGGGACGGAAGUUGUCCCAGCCAAUUACCUUUUUUGAUGGAAGAACAGCUCCUGCUGGACUGCUUAUUGGAAUCAGCAUUUAUGGAAUUCAUCACAACCCUACAGUUUGGGAGAAUCCAAAGGUGUUUGACCCACUGAGAUUUCUGCCAGAGAACACUGCUAAGAGAUCACCCCAUGCCUUUGUGCCUUUCUCAGCUGGACCAAGGAACUGCAUUGGCCAGAACUUUGCUUUGAAUGAGAUGAAAGUGGUCGUGGCUCUGACACUGAGGAAGUAUGUUCUCAUUAAAGAUCCAGAUCAUACUCCAAAGAUGAUCCCUCGACUAGUGCUCAGAUCUCUCAAUGGCAUUCACCUCAAGAUCAAAUUAGUAGAAAAUGUUGUUGAUUUACAGUACUAAUAAUAUGAAUACUGUUUUAAUUGGCAUUCAUGAAUUUAUAAUUAUACAUCUAAAUCUUAUUCUUAAGACUAUGUUAAUGGAAAACGUUCUGGAAAUAACAAUAUUCAUAAAACUACUAAUCACUGCUUUUAAAUAAUUUGUCUAAUAAGGAAGAAAAAGUUAUUACAGAUUUUAACUCCAUUUUGAAAGCACUUGUAUUGUUAAGUUUAAAGUACUGUGAAAGUAUUGCUACAUUCCUUAAUUUGUGGUUUAUACAUGGAGUAAUUUGUAUUACAUUGCAGCCACAUUAUAUUGUAUCUUUUUCACCCAGAAUGAUCCAUUUAGCAAAAUAUAUGGUGUCAGUUAUUAGACAGCAGGGUAUCACUGUAACGUUUAAUACAUGGAUAUAAAUUGCGCAGCAUGGUUUAUGCUGCACAUCAGGAAAACCAGGAACACAAGAUAAAAAUAAUUAAGGUUUACUGACUGUUUUUUAGAUACAAAAGCAAAAAAAUACCAGAAAACAUUACGUAUGUAAAACAAACGAGAUCUCUGCAAGGUUUUUUGUAAAAAUGAUUUUGACGUUCAGUAGGAGGGGACAUUAUUGUAAAGCUCUUUAAGAACCAUUAUGUCUCAUACGGGCCUUCUGCCAUCUAGCGUCUAACAUUUGUUUGAAAAAUCACUUCCUAGGUCAUGCGUUAAAUAAACAUUUCAUAUCUCA